AUGGAGAUGGCAAGAAAAACCUGGGAGAUGGAGAACAAUAUCGUUGUUCUGCCGCCCAGUGACGAGAUAUUUCGCUACGAUGCGGAACAGCAGCAGCGUAUUCUGACUGCACGGCCAUGGGAGAAGGAUCCGAAUUAUUUUAAGGAUAUCAAAAUUUCGGCCCUGGCACUCAUCAAAAUGGUAACACAUUCGCGUUCUGGUGGUGCGCUCGAGGUGAUGGGCCUGCUGCUGGGAAAGGUGAUCGAAGACACGAUGGUGGUGAUGGAUGCUUUCGCCUUGCCGGUCGAAGGUACCGAAACACGGGUCAAUGCUCAGUCACAAGCGUACGAGUAUAUGGCAGCGUACAUAGAAUCGGCUAAAGAGGUGGGACGCAUGGAGAAUGCCAUCGGUUGGUACCAUAGCCAUCCCGGUUACGGUUGCUGGCUGUCCGGUAUCGAUGUGAACACGCAGAUGCUCAACCAAAACUACCAGGAACCGUUUGUGGCGAUUGUGAUCGAUCCCGUCAGAACGGUAUCCGCCGGUAAGGUGUGUCUCGGAGCGUUCCGAACAUAUCCGAAAGGGUACAAACCACCGAAUGAGGAGCCAUCCGAGUAUCAAACCAUCCCAUUGAGCAAAAUUGAAGACUUCGGUGUGCAUUGCAAGCAGUACUAUCAGCUGGAUGUGACGUAUUUCAAGUCAGCUCUCGAUCGAAAGCUGCUGGACUCCCUGUGGAACAAGUACUGGAUGAAUACACUAGGCAGUUCCGGGUUACUAAGCAAUCCGGACUACACAACACGACAGAUCUUGGAUCUGUCGGAAAAACUGGAGCUUAGUGAGGCAAGUCUAGGCAGAGGCCAGUUUAUGGCAAGUGGUUCGCUCGAUCCCAACGAAAAGCGCACGGAGGAUAAACUUUCGAAGGCGAGCCGUGACUGUAGCCGUGCUUCGAUUGAGUUGAUUCACGGCUUGAUGGCCCAAAUUGCUAAGCAUAAGCUGUUUAACACAAUCAACACCGGUGCGGCGAAAGGCACGGAAAAAGCAUCAUAA
Messenger RNA from Anopheles marshallii, 1023 nucleotides. It is a transcript of the gene CSN5, whose product is annotated as COP9 signalosome complex subunit 5. Gene Ontology annotation, molecular function: deNEDDylase activity; protein binding; metallopeptidase activity. The coding region runs from base 1 to 1023 and encodes 340 amino acids. The record is from RefSeq and is a predicted model, not a curated record. Gene Ontology annotation, cellular component: cytoplasm; COP9 signalosome. Gene Ontology annotation, biological process: protein deneddylation. The transcript is spliced from 2 exons. Lineage: Eukaryota; Metazoa; Arthropoda; Insecta; Diptera; Culicidae.